Messenger RNA from Alosa sapidissima (American shad), 7163 nucleotides. RefSeq names its product glutamate receptor ionotropic, kainate 5. The transcript has 22 exons. Gene Ontology annotation, cellular component: plasma membrane; postsynaptic membrane; presynaptic membrane. Gene Ontology annotation, molecular function: transmitter-gated monoatomic ion channel activity involved in regulation of postsynaptic membrane potential; kainate selective glutamate receptor activity. Gene Ontology annotation, biological process: modulation of chemical synaptic transmission; synaptic transmission, glutamatergic; monoatomic ion transport. The record is from RefSeq and is a predicted model, not a curated record. Bases 2559 to 5843 code for a protein of 1094 amino acids. Lineage: Eukaryota; Metazoa; Chordata; Actinopteri; Clupeiformes; Clupeidae.
CAACAGCGGCAGCCUUCAGUACUGCGUGGCUUGGAAUUACAGCUAGCUCCGUUCUCUGCAAGCAGCCCAGGAAACAGUGAAACGGCGGAUUGGCGUCGGAUUGACAGAGCGAGGGAGAGAGAGAGAAAAGCAUUCAGCUCAGCAGACUCGGUGUGAAAUAACCGCGACGGGGCUCAGCUACAGAGAGGACAGGACAGACAUGGAUGACGGAUCACUCCUCACUUGCUGUCUACCCGGAGGCUUUUUCCUGCUCCAUCCAGGGCUGUGAUCUGGCCCUGAGGUGGUGCCCUUCUGCGCCGUAAACCCCGAGAGCACUCCCAGAAUACCGCCAACCCCCCGAAGGAUCUUCCACAAUCCACCUGGUUUUUUCCAGCUGCAAGGAAAUUCUCCCACAGGCCUUGUCGCAGCGAAUUAGCCAUUCCAGACAGGAUUGGUGGCUUUGAAACCCGUCGUCUGGGGAAACGGAGGAAAAACAAACAAAUUCAUAGAUACUCAACUGGGAUUUGUGGAUAUUUCUUGUGUUGUUGUCAGUGCUGUAUUUUUAUUAUUUAAUUAUUUUUGCCCGAGUCUUUGCUGACAGAAGCAGCCAACCAUUUGGCAUUCCCGAGCAGGAUUCCUUCUGAUGCUGGUUGGCAAGUGAUGACUGCAGGUUCAACCUGGGAGUGGGGUUCGAAAUGGAAGAGUCCAUAUUUACCCAGCGGACAUCCUGGAGCAAUUUAACAACCUCUUUCCGUGCGCUGGACUUGCUUAGGAAUGAAUGGAUGUAUGCCUGAUCGCUGCUGGAUUCCCUCCACCCAAUUCCUCUUUUAAUAAUUGCUAUUUUUUCUGUCUGUCUCUCUCAUGCUUUACAUCUAUUGUUCUCUAAUUUGUAAGAAAAAAGGAAUCUCAUUUCAGAAUUGGACCGUUUUUUUCCCCCUCUCUCGCCCUCAACCCACCUCACCUAACAUGAAAGCCCCGAAACAUAUUAAAAGAGCAUCAAGGAGAAGAGGAGGAAAGAUCUGAGAAACACAGACAGUGAACGAAAGAGGAAGAGAAACUGAAAGAAACAAGGAUAGGGAGAGAGGGAUUUUCUUGACAAGCCAAAAGGCCCCACUGCUCCUUUUUCACAUCGAGAAGAGUGGAAUUUUAAGAGAGAGAAGGGGCAAAAGGGGAAAAAAAAGAUGAAGAGGUAGACUGUGAAUGGAGAGAUACAAAGAAUAGCAAAAUAUAAAGGUCUGGAGACAGUAAGCCUCCAUUUUCAGACUUCCGUUGACUGGGUUACCUUCAUUCUGUAGUAUUGUGCUACCACUGAACUAGAAGAUAGAGAGAGGGAAAGAAAGAAAGAAAGAAAAAGAAAGAAAGAAAGAAAGAAAUAGAACACAGAGAGCAGCUUUUAAUGAUUCAGCUGCCCUGUAGUCAGGGGGACAAUUAGUAGUAUUUGAUUACAUGCCUUAAUUUCCCAAAUCAGGUGGCAAGUGACAGACAAAUAGCCUAGCCCACAAGAUAGACAGAUUUAAAGAGGAAGAGAUCAAGAAAGACAGGAGGGAGAGAUGUGCCAGUGAGGGGGAAGAGACAGACCGAUACAGAGAGAGAGAGAGAGAAAGAGGGCAGGAGAGAAUCAGGUACCACAGAUACAGGUUAUUAUCUCCAACCUUUUUAAUUGAGUUGGGGCUUUCUCCUCCCUCCGCAGCCCCACCUCUCUCCUCCUUUCUUUUCACUGGGAAAAGAUCGUUUGUUUCGAAGGGCCUUGCUGGACUGCAGGAGGGAGGCCUUCACGUAGUCUACCGCAGCGCCAAACUGAAAGGAGGGAAGAGAUACUAAGAUAGAGAUCAAGAAAAGAAAGAGAGGUUUCUUUUCUACCCCACCUCCUUUACUUCCUCCCUUCGACCCCAGUUUAAAAAAAAAAAACGAAAUGCGUUCUCCUCUCAGCGACGUUUUAUUUUCAUAGCUAGCAAUCUAUCAUUAUUCCCCCCAUCCCCCCUCCACUCUGACUCCCUCUGUAUCACACAGUGGAGGACGUGGAUUUAGUUAUCUCAUCACAGUUGGAUAUUUCUGCUUCUCCGACAGAAUUUUCCCUUUUUACCCCAGGGAUACAUCUUUUUCUCCGUGAGGUCAAAGCCGGGAAAUCUGACAUUGCUUUCACUGAAGAAAAAAAGGUCUCAUCCAUCCCUCCACUGCAGUGAGGGAAAAUAAUAUUUUUUUUAAAGAAAGAGAGCACGAGAGAGAGGAGGGAAAGGAGAGACAGAGAGAAAGGCAGGAAUCCUCCCGAGCCUCCACUCUUCUGUUCCCCUCAUUCCCUCAACUUCCAGGUCGGAUCCAGUGCGCUAUUCUCCACCACAACUUGCCUCCCCCUCUCCUCUUCCCCCUCCUCCUCUGUCGGGGUCCGUGGAUACUCUCUCUUCCUCUCCCCUCCUCUACUUGCCUCAUCUGUGGGAUCCGCCAGCAUUCCCGCGUGGGGACGACUGAGCCGGCUAGCUUCCACGCCGAUCCUUUGAUAUUAUCCGCUGGUGACGUCUGAUUCAUUCUCAGGUGGUGGACCAGGCAGCCAGAAGACCAUUCUCCAUGAGGAGCAGUGGAAGAUGCCGGCUCUGCCAGCGCUGCUGCUGUCGAUUCACUUCCUCUUCCUACUGCUGACCAUGGCCCCGCACUCUUUUAGCCAGGCCCCUGCCAUGUCUGCUGUCAAAAUGGCGGCCAUUUUAGAUGACCAGUCGGUGUGUGGGCGCGGGGAGCGGCUGGCCCUGGCGCUGGCCCGAGAGAACAUCAACAGCAUGAUGGAGGGGCCGUCUCGUGCGCGCGUGGAGGUGGACAUCUUCGAGCUGCAGAGCGAUUCGCAGUACGAGACCACGGAUACCAUGUGCCAGAUUCUGCCAAAGGGAGUGGUGUCUGUCAUUGGCCCUGCCUCCAGCCCUGCCUCGGGUUCCACUGUCAGUCACAUAUGUGGGGAGAAGGAGAUCCCUCAUGUGAAGAUCGGUCCCGAGGAGACGCCGCGGCUGCCCUAUCUGCGCUUCGCCUCCGUCAGCUUGUACCCCAGCAACGAGGACCUGAGCCUGGCCAUCGGCUCCAUCCUGCGCUCCUUCAGCUACCCUACGGCCAGCCUCAUCUGCGCCAAGGCCGAGUGCCUGCUGCGAUUGGAGGAACUGGUUCGUCGCUUCCUCAUCUCCCGGGAGACGCUGUCGGUGCGCAUGCUGGACGACAGCCUGGACCCCACCCCGCUGCUGAAGGAGAUCCGCGACGACAAAGUGGCCACCAUCAUCAUCGACGCCAACGCGUCCAUCUCUUACCUCAUCCUGCGAAAGGCGUCCGAGUUGGGGAUGACGUCAGCAUUUUACAAGUACAUCCUCACCACCAUGGACUUCCCCUUGCUGAGGCUGGACGAUGUGGUGGACGACCAGUCCAACAUCGUGGGUUUCUCCAUGCUCAACAGCAGUCACCCCUUCUACCUGGAGUUCAUCCGCAGCCUCAACCUGUCCUGGAGGGAGGGCUGCGACCUCAGCCCAUAUCCUGGCCCUGCGCUGUCGUCGGCGCUGAUGUUCGACGCGGUGCACGUGGUGGUGGGGGCCGUGCGCGAGCUCAACCGCAGCCAGGAGAUCGGCGUCAAGCCCCUCAGCUGCACCUCGCCGCUCAUCUGGCAGCACGGCACCAGCCUCAUGAACUACCUGCGCAUGGUGGAGUAUGAUGGUCUGACGGGACGCGUGGAGUUCAACAGCAAAGGCCAAAGGACCAACUACACUCUGCACAUCCUGGAGAAACACAGGGGAGGCCACAAAGAGAUCGGGAUCUGGUACUCCAACAACACCCUCUCCAUGAACUCCACGGUGCUGGACAUCAACGUGUCCGAAAGCCUGGCCAACAAGACCCUGAUUGUCACCACCAUCUUGGAGGACCCAUACGUGAUGCGCAGGGAUAACUACCAGGAGUUAGAGGGGAAUGCCCAGUAUGAAGGCUUCUGCGUGGACAUGCUGACGGAACUGGCCGACAUCCUCAAGUUCUCCUUCAGAAUCAAGCUGGUGGACGAUGGCCUCUAUGGAGCACCAGAGGUCAAUGGCUCCUGGACAGGCAUGGUGGGCGAGCUGAUCAACAGGAAAGCAGACCUGGCAGUGGCGGGUUUCACCAUCACCUCUGAGAGAGAGAAGGUCAUCGAUUUCUCCAAGCCUUUCAUGUCUCUGGGCAUCAGCAUCCUCUACCGCGUUCACAUUGGGCGUAAGCCGGGCUACUUCUCGUUCCUGGACCCCUUCUCGCCGGCCGUGUGGCUCUUCAUGCUCCUGGCAUACCUGGCCGUCAGCUGCGUUCUCUUCCUGGCUGCCAGACUGAGUCCGUAUGAGUGGUACAACCCACACCCGUGCGUGCGGGAUCGCAGGGACCUCCUGGAGAACCAGUACACCCUGGGCAACAGCCUGUGGUUCCCUGUGGGCGGCUUCAUGCAGCAGGGCUCAGAGAUCAUGCCCCGAGCCCUCUCCACGCGCUGUGUCAGCGGGGUCUGGUGGGCGUUCACGCUCAUCAUCAUCUCCUCGUACACGGCCAACCUUGCAGCUUUUCUGACGGUCCAGAGGAUGGAGGUGCCCAUCGAGUCUGCUGAUGACCUGGCUGACCAGACCAACAUCCAGUACGGCACCAUCCAGGGGGGGAGCACCAUGACUUUCUUUAUGAACUCGCGCUACCAGACGUACCAGCGCAUGUGGAACUACAUGCACUCCAAGCAGCCCAGCGUGUUUGUGAAGAGCACGGAGGAGGGCAUCGCCCGCGUGGUCAACUCCAAGUACGCCUUCCUGCUGGAGAGCACCAUGAACGAGUACCACCGCCGCCUCAACUGCAACCUCACCCAGAUCGGAGGCCUGCUGGACACCAAGGGCUACGGCAUCGGCAUGCCCCUCGGCUCUCCGUAUAGAGAUGAGAUCACUCUGGGCGUGCUGCAGCUGCAGGAGAGUAACCGGCUGGAGAUCCUCAAGCGCCGCUGGUGGGAGGGGGGACAGUGCCCCAAAGAAGAGGACCACCGGGCCAAAGGCCUGGGCAUGGAAAACAUCGGUGGGAUCUUCGUGGUGCUGAUCUGCGGCCUCAUCAUCGCUGUGUUCGUGGCCAUCAUGGAGUUUGUGUGGUCCACGCGCCGCUCUGCCGAGACUGAUGAGGUACGCCCUCACACCUGCCACGGCCGACAUCACAGACACCCCCCAGUGUCUGUGUGUCAGGAAAUGAUGUCAGAGUUCCGGAAUGCCAUCUCCUGCAAAAAGAGCUCCCGUUCCCGCCGGCGACGACCCCUGUCCAGCUCGGCCGUGCUCAGGCACCCUGCCCGCCUGACGCUGGGCGGCCCGCGGCCACUGCGGCUGGUGCGCGAGAUGCGUCUGAGCAACGGCAAGCUGUACAGCGGCAUGGGCCCACUGACGGGCGGAGGCCCCCCCCUCGGUGCCGGGGGAGGAGCAGCAGGCGGCACCCUGGGGCCCCCGGGCCCUGCGGACAUGGGCCCGGGGCCACAGCGCCUCCUGGAGGACCCGCUGGGCGCCGGCAUGUCCAGCACGCCCCCGCCGCCUCUGGCCCAGGCCCAGGCCCCGCCGCCAGGCGCAGUGGGCGCCCCGAUGGUAGUGGCGCCGCCGUCGGCGCGCGGCUGCACCCACGUGCGCAUCUGCCAGGAGUGCCGGCGCAUCCAGAGCCUGCGCUCGGCCUCCUCGUCCUGCUCCCGGAUCCCGCCGCUGCCCUCGGCCACCAGCUCCCUGCCGCGCCUGCCGGCGCCGCCGCCCUCCUCCUCCAACACGGACAGCGAGGGGGGCGGCUCGGCCAGCCCACGCCGCCACAAGUCCAAGCCCGCCCCUCCACCCCGCCCCCUGCCUCCGUGCAAAUCCCCCUCCACAGACUUACUGAGCAAGCAGGACUGAGAAGAGAAUGUACAGGCAGGGAGGAAAGGUGGGGGCAUUCACCCAGAGAGAGACUCGUUGAAACUCCUGCCACCCCACCCCACCCCACCCUAUCCCACCCCGCAACCCCACCCCUCCGAUUUCAAAGGAAAGAGACUCGACAAACAAAGCAGCUGAUGGAGGAGAGGCCCACUUUAUAACAAGCCCUCUGUAUAACUGAUCAACAAAAACAAACAAAUGAACAAAAACAAUGAAUCGAAAAGGUUGACAGAGGAAGGGGAAGAGAGAGUGUGUGUGUGUGAGAAAGAGAGAGAAAGAGAGAGGACAGAGGCUCUCAUGGUCCUUGCGAGACAGGACACCUCCAUGACAUGUGGCUCAGCGCUAGGCUGCGCCCUAUGGGGUUCAGGUCGACAAAUAAAAAAGAAAAACAAAAAAAAAAACCCAGUCGACCUACGUGGCCCUGCUCUAUGCAACAUGUCUGUGCGCUCAUGUAGGUCGGUUUCCCAUGAUUCCCAUCAGGAGGAUACGGCAGCUCUUUCUUCCUCGGAGACAGGAAGUCAGCUCACCUGGUCUGGAAUCUAUCCUCUGAACACUGAAUAUAAUCUGGAGGACUAACAUAGACCAUAAGAGAGAGAGGAAAAGAGAGAGCUAAGAGAGAGUAGGUUCAGAGUGACAAACACCACUGAGAAAGUGAGGCGUGAAGGUGCAUUGAGACGUGGGUGCAAACGUCAUCUUUAACGGAAGUCUUAUAUUCACCCUUGAACUUAACAUUAUUCAGAAUGACUUUUAAAAGUAAAGGGCAAAACGAAGAUGAUGAUGAUAAGAGGAAGACAUCAGUGGUCCAGUUUUCUUUCCUUUCAAGCUAUUUGCUUAUUUUCUUUUUCUAUAUUCCUUUGUUUGCUUUCACUCAGUGUGUUGUUAUUUUUUUUCUACCAUAGCUGGUUCCCGUAUUUCGGGCUGGUUGCCAGGGAAACAAAUGUCUGAGAUUUGUCAUGUUCUGUUUUUUUCCCUGUCAGAGGUGGAACAGGAGUGCGGAACAACAAGACAAGAGACUGAAAAUUGGACCGUUGUUCGUUCUCAGUAGAAACAUACCGACAUGGGUGGGCACUUGUGCUCCUGAUGAAGAGGUUUGGGGAAAAAGAAACUGUCAUCAGGCACUGACCACAAACAGUCCUGUCCAGGCAUAUGUACGCUUGUUCUUUCCUGGUUUAAGAGGGAGUCCAUGUUAUUGUUCAUCUUAUGUUAUGCAUGAGAUUGUGUGUGUGUGUGUGUGUGUGUGUGUGUGUGUAUGUGUAUGCAUGCGUGUGUGUCUGUGUGUGCCUGAGAGAGAGAGAGAGUGUG